Notolabrus celidotus (New Zealand spotty) is the source of this 1839-nucleotide messenger RNA. Its product is annotated as glycerol-3-phosphate acyltransferase 4-like. Gene Ontology annotation, biological process: triglyceride biosynthetic process. Gene Ontology annotation, molecular function: glycerol-3-phosphate O-acyltransferase activity. The transcript is spliced from 13 exons. The coding region runs from base 251 to 1696 and encodes 481 amino acids. NCBI's taxonomy places the organism in Eukaryota, Metazoa, Chordata, Actinopteri, Labriformes, Labridae. Gene Ontology annotation, cellular component: endoplasmic reticulum. The record is from RefSeq and is a predicted model, not a curated record.
GCCACCUGUUGCCAUGAAAACUCGAUACAACGCUGUGCGCAGCAGAGUUAGCAUGAUGAUAACAACCUGUAAAGAAAAGCACAGAGUCAGAAAUCCAUGCAAUUCAGCCUGCACUCUCCAGAUGGAGAAUUACCUAACAGAGAGCUAUCUCAAGCCUCCUGUCGAGUCAUGGAAGUAGCGUUAAAUCUGCAGGAAGACGCAGAGAAUGAGUCACUCCUGAUGCAGAGUUCAGCUUCAGCUUCAUACACUGAUGCUUCAUACUGACCAGAAGACUUGUUUUUUUCUGGUUUUGUGUUUUUUGACCUCCAGCAUGACUUGGUUUACAUUCCCCGUUGACAACCUGCUGUGCAGGUGUCUCAGCAUCACCAUCACACUGUGGUUGACUCUUCUGUUAGUUUUCACAAUUGUCCCAGCUGUCCUUGGAGUCUCUCUUGGUGUCCGCAGAGUCUACUUGAGGACACUUCUCAAGAUCUUUGAGUGGGCCACCUCACGCAUGGAGAUGGGAGCAAAGGAGAAGAACCAGGAACUCUACAAACCAUAUAGUAAUGGAAUCAUAGCCAAAGAACCUCCAUCCUCUUUGCAGCAGGAGAUCCAGGAGCUCCGAGGCUCCACCAGCAGUUUGCGCUCUGAGCCAGAGUUCGACAUGGGGGACGUUUUCUUUUUCUGUCGGCGGGGCAUGGAGAGUAUUGUUGAUGACGAGGUCACCACACGCUUUUCAGCACAAGAACUGGAGAGCUGGAAUCUGCUGACACGAAGUAACUACAACUUCCGUCAUAUAAAUGUGAAACUCACGGUGGUGUGGGGGCUGGGGGUCCUCAUCCGCUACGGUGUCCUGCUACCGCUCAGGGUCACUCUGGCAGUCACUGGCAUCAGCCUGCUCCUAGUCUUGACUUCUUUGGUGAGCCUCUUACCAAGUAGAAAGUUGAGGUCCUUCCUGAGUGAGAAGAUUCAUCUUUUGUGUUACCGCAUGUGCGUUCGGGCUCUCACAGCAAUCAUCACUUAUCAUAACAGACAGAAUAAACCAAAAAAUGGCGGCAUCUGUGUGGCCAAUCACACAACACCCAUUGAUGUCAUCAUCCUGGCUAACGAUGGCUGCUACUCUAUGAUUGGACAGAUACAUGGAGGGUUGAUGGGAAUGAUCCAGAGAGCCAUGGUUAAAUCCUCUCCUCACAUUUGGUUUGAUAGAUCAGAAGUCAAAGACAGACACCUAGUGGCUAAAAGGCUUAGCGAUCAUGUUGCUGACAAAACCAAACAGCCCAUCCUGAUCUUCCCUGAGGGUACUUGCAUCAACAACACAUCAGUGAUGAUGUUUAAAAAGGGCAGCUUUGAAAUUGGCUGCACCGUCUAUCCAGUUGCCAUUAAGUAUGAUCCUCGGUUUGGAGAUGCUUUCUGGAACAGCAGUAAGUUUGGCCUGGUUAGUUACCUGCUGAGGAUGAUGAGCAGCUGGGCCAUUGUGUGCAGCGUCUGGUACCUGCCGCCUAUGAAGAGAGAGGAGGGGGAGGAUGCAGUGCAGUUCGCCAACAGAGUAAAAGCAGCCAUAGCUGCAAAAGGGGGACUGGUAGAUCUUGUUUGGGAUGGAGGCCUGAAACGAGCAAAAGUGAAAGAUGCCUUCAAAGAAGAGCAGCAGAAACUUUACAGUAAAGUUCUCAUAGGAGAGCAGGAACAAAGGGACCAAAGUGACAACAGACAUUUAUAAGAGGAAAAUCCUGAGGAGGAUAUUAAUCAGAGAGAACAAUGAGGAAACAGUAGAUUAAGAUAAGUAUACACUACAAGUCAAAAGUUUGGAAACACCUUCUCAUUCAAUGUUUUUUAUUUAUUUUAGUUAUUUGAAACACUGUA